AUGUCUUCCGGUGACAUCUCGUAUGGUGAUGAAGACGUCUUGGGAUCCGAGGAGGGAGAUCCCUCCAUCAAGGUUAAGAGCAACAACAUCAAUUCCUUGAAUAAUGUCAUGAUCUCACAUGAAAAACAGAAUUAUAGGAAAAGCAUACAAAAAAAUAUCUCUCCGAGGAAAAAGAAGCUCAGUGAUUCAGAACAAGACAGUGAAGAAAGCAGUGAAAGUGACAAUUCAGAAGAUCAAAGCUCAGGAUCAGGCUCUAGUAUUGGUCAGGUAUCUGACCAAGACUCUGAGGAAGAGAAGUUCUUUGAUGACAACAGUGAACAAUCUCAAGAACCUUAUGAAGUCGAUGGCCCAGUACAAUUGGUUAAAGUUAAUGAAGAUCUCACCUCUUUUGAGAUCUGAGAAGAAGGAAUGAAGGUUCUCAAAAGUAUAAAAGGUGAUAUAGGAGUAGUAUCGCUAGCAGGAGCCCAAAGAACAGGAAAAUCAUUCGCAUUAAACAUGCUAUUAGAUAAAUUAGGAGGCAAAGGAUUUAAAGUCAGUCCAUCUACAGAUUCUUGUACUCAAGGAAUCUGGAUCUGGGGGACACCAACCUUCGUAAAGUCACGAAAUAUGCAUGUAAUCUUACUAGACACAGAAGGAAGUGGAUCGAUCGAUAAGAACUCUACUCAUGACGGAAAAAUCUUUGCAUUAGUGGUCUUGAUAUCAUCCUUCUUCAUCUACAAUAGUUUCGGUGCUAUUGAUGAAAACGCUAUAAAUAAUCUAUCGCUCGCUGCGAAGUUAUCUACAAAUAUAGCGGUCAGAGCUGGGAAAGGAAUAUCAGAAGAUGAGUUAAUCUCAAACUUCACACCAAAGUUCCUCUGGCUUCUUAGAGACUUCGUUUUAGAAAUGAAGGAGAAUGGGCACAGGAUCACUGAAAAUGAGUAUCUGGACAGCAGAAUCAACAAUUACACAGAGGUCAAGACAGCCCUUGUCAAAUUUUUUAAGAUGAGAGAGCUUAUGACUAUGGUCAGGCCGAGUAAUGAUGAGCAUCAGCUUGCCAAUCUUAAUAAGGUAGAUUUUAAUGACUUAAGGCCCAAAUUUCAGACAAAGGCCAAACUUCUACAACAGAAAGUCUUUGAAGAGUGUCCACUGAAGCAGAUGAAUAAUAAAAGGAUUAGUGGCAGGGUACUUGCAAAGCUGCUUGAAAUGUAUGUUGAUGCUAUCAAUGAUGGAGCGGUUCCGAAUAUCACAUCAGCUUGGGAGAAUGUUGUUGAACAGGAGCGAGAGAAAUACCUUACUAAAGCUAAACUAUACUACUCCCAGUUAGCCAAGCAAAUUGAGAUGCCUAUGGAAGAAUCAGAUCUUCUCAAAAAGCUCUUCAAGAUGAGAAUUCAAGCAAUGGAUAUCUUGAGAGAAGGAUUCAAACUUGGAGAUGAAAAGUCUGAUCAAGAAGAAAACAAAAUUGUUUUAAAGGAACUUACUAUUGCUAUUGACCAGAAUGAAAAAGAAUCCCAAAGAGCUAAUCUAGCAAUCUCUAGGAAAACAUGAGAAGAGAUAGCUCGAAAUGCGUUCUCAAGUAUUAACCUCACCAUCAGAAGCAAGGGUUAUUGAAUGGAUAACAUAGAAGACAUCGGAUAUGAUGUUGAGGCAUUUACCAAGUCAUAUAAGCAGAAAGCAGUAGGUCCUGGGAAGACCGAAGUGUUUAUCAACUUCAUGAAUUCGGCCAUCCCCAAAAUCUCAAAGGAUGUUCUCACUACAGAAUACCAGAAGCAAAAGAUAAAUGAGGAUAGGUUAAACCAAGCCAUUGGUAUCCUACAAGAGAAGAACAAGAUGCUAGAGGAGAACCUUGAAGAAAUUGAGCAAGAGCAUGGCAUGAAAAAGGACGAAUACGAGGAUAUUCAGAUCAAACUUAGAAAAGCUACCAAACAAGAGGAGAUCCUGCUCAAAAAGGCAGAAGAAGAGGCUGAUAAGAGGAAAAUGCUGAUCGAUGACCUAGCUGAGGAAAAAGAAAGGAACCAAAAGCUAGACUCUAAACGUAAGAAGGCAGAGAAGCAACUCAAGAAAAGAGAAGAUGAACUAGAGAAUGAAAAGAGGGAUAUAAGACAGAGAGAUGCACUCGGUGCCAAUAUCUCUAGUGAAGAAGCUUCUCGUAUCAAAGAAACAGCUCGGAGAGAAGCUAUUGAAGAUAGAUCCGGAUAUGCUUCAGAUGGCAACCCUGCAGCUACUACUGGAGGUAAAGGGAAAAAUAAGAGAGGUAAAAAUGGCAAGAAAAUAGGGACUCCAAAGCCAGGACAAUCUGGAUGCAAAUGAGCAAUCUUUUAAAC
Moneuplotes crassus is the source of this 2300-nucleotide messenger RNA. Lineage: Eukaryota; Ciliophora; Spirotrichea; Euplotida; Euplotidae. The record is from the annotation of a GenBank genome assembly.